This is a messenger RNA of Cyprinus carpio (common carp), 997 nucleotides long. RefSeq lists its product as uncharacterized. The transcript has 4 exons. NCBI's taxonomy places the organism in Eukaryota, Metazoa, Chordata, Actinopteri, Cypriniformes, Cyprinidae. Gene Ontology annotation, molecular function: zinc ion binding. The record is from RefSeq and is a predicted model, not a curated record. Bases 215 to 997 code for a protein of 260 amino acids.
CCUAUAGGCUAUAUGCACACUCACUUCCGCAUUCCAAGUCGGCCAGCCAGGUUACAUCCGGCGUCGACGGCGCACAUAGCGUCAAUAACAACUAUGGCAUUUUUCACUCGGUCCCUUCAAGAUGUCCCAAAGGUAACGGUCAACGACGUGAGUCGAAUCAUACAAAAGUUAUGUCACACUUCGACAACCAAGAAAGAGAAGGGCUUCAAAUUGUAUGUGUCAAGCUACAUCCACAAUUUUGAAGAUUGUGCUUGGGGAUGCCCGUCCUGUGCAGCUACAAAGCUGCCAGUGUACCUGUGUGGCAGGUACAGCUGUGUGUAAUCAUGUGGCAGCACUGUUGUACCAGACUGCACAUUAUUGCCAGCUUAGCAUCACCUCUGUUCCCCCAACACACAGCUGCACAGAGACUGAACAGAAGUGGCAUAAGCCAAGAUCCAUGGGUGUUAAACCUGGUCUUGUAAAUGACAUGGUGAUUCUUUCAGCCAGACCCAAGGAACGAAAACUGAUGGAAGGCAUUAGGAGCAACUUGUAUAAGGGUGUCAGUUCAGCUCUGCCUGAACUUUCCACACUCAGGGUGGAUGAAGUCUACCAUGAUGUUCCAAGUGAUGUGGCUCCACUGAUAACAACUAUGGCUAUGGACAUUAAUGUUCCUCUGGUUGACUCUGCAUUUGGAAACGUGCCAGAAGGAAGUGUGUUAUCCUAUCAUAUGCCAGCAAAAAGAGUUCCAAAAACCUGUCCCCACACAGAUGCUCCUUCUCCCCCACAGCUGCCACUUCAGGGUUACAGGCUGGGACCCUCUACCUGCUCUUUUGUCUGCACUGAACAUCAGCAGUACCACAUGAUGUCCCUUGAAACAACAUUAGAGAACGCACACAAAAUUGCCAACAGCACAAAAGAGCAGAGUUUCCUGCAUCGAGUGGCACCAACUGAGGCGGCCCCGCAUCACCUCCUCCAAGUUCAGAGAGGUAUGUCACACCAGGGCACAGAGCUCUGCUGA